GAGAGAGAGAGAGAAGAACUUACAAGUGAUCGGGUGUCACUCUCUCUCGCGCGCGGCGCGCUUUUGUUACCGCGGUUAUUUUCAGUCGUUUUUUGUGCCGAGCCGCCGCGUCGCGCGGGCCUGUUUUUGUGUUUGUGUAUUUACGUUCGUUUGUAACCUUUCACUAUUCGUUCGUUAUUAUACCGUGAGUUAAUUAUCGGGAGAUGAUGAUGGUUAAAAUUUUUUUAUACGUCUAUGAAAUUUUUAAAUCAUCGCGGUAAGCUCAGGUUAUGCCGCAGUGUGUGAUAGACGAUGAUAAAUCGUCACGUAGAAAUGUAGUACGAACGGAUUUCGAAAGCUCGAGCUUUUGAGAUAUGCCGCACUGCACGAGACACUUGGGCUGGUACGUCGGCAAGUUUCUCGUUGGACUUACUGGGAUGCUCUUCAUCUACUUCAACUAUUUACGAGAAAAAAAUUUCGAGUGCGUCUGUCCCAUGAGAGACCGAGAGUUGGCGCGACAAAAGGGCAAAAUCGCAUCUUGUCCAGCAAGCGAGAAGACCGCUGUUACUGUGCGAAAGGGAUGCGGCAGAACAAGAGAUACAAAUGCGACUGUCUCAGACAAACGCCACAAAAUAAAAACGAAGCAAGCCAAGCGUGCCACGACAGCAGCACAGGCAAGUGUUGCUGCACAGGACGCGGCGCAGCUCACUAGCCAGUGGCACGACGUUAUCAAGCGCAAGCUCUGCAGGAUAGUCGACCGCAUCGAGCGAGCUAUCAAGAAACAAAUCGAGCCACCGCCCAAGCUUCCGCAUCUACCACCUGUCCCCGAACCUCGCAAAGAUCCGAGUACAUGUCGGCGAUGCUACCACCGCAAGCUCCGCCGGUGGCGAACGCGACGAUUCAGAUCGUCGCGACGGUCAUGGCGACACUGCGGAACGACUAGCACCACUACGGAGACGAUCCAAGUCAACGAGGAGGAGGACACGUCCACGUCGAGCAUCAUUGGUUGCAGUAAUAAUACCGAAGGCCUGACGUCGUCCGCGAGUGUCCAGAGAGCUAUCCAAGACAUGGAGCAGGAGUUUCAGAAGACGCUCAUGGAGCUCGAGAGGCUGGACCAAACGUUUGCGAUACCGGAGGAAAGUGCGACGGUGGACGAAAGCUCGUUGAGAAGCUCGACGAUCGAGAGCUUCUUCGACAAGCCGGAUGUAUUCUCGUCGACCAGACUACCAGGCGGUGCCGUCAAACACUUCGUCUCGAGGGAUCUGGGUAUCUCGAAGAAUAGCUGCAGAAAACAAGUGAGACUCAAUCCUGAUCCUUGCGGGAAGACGAUACCCGGAAAGCCGACGAGAGACUCUUUACGAGAAAAACGCGCGAGAUACAUCCAGAGCCGAGACAUCUUUCGCCAUCUCUACAUCCGCUCGAGGCGUUAACGAGGUGAGAGUCGUCGUUAAAUUAUCAUCUCCCUUGCACAUACGGCGUCCGAAAAAUCUCAAAGUCAAUUAAUACGCGUCGCGCGGGCCUGACGCUUCUAUAAGUAGACGCCGCAGGAGAGGAGAGCCGAAACUGACAUCAGUCAUAUAGUCGCGGCUAACGAGACGCACCGAUACUUAUAAUAGCGAGUGUCCUCGUGUGCCAAGUUGUUCUCGCGUUUGUGUGUCCGCGCGAUGUCGCUUUUCGAGAGGAGCCGGCCGAGUUUGAGUAGUAGCGGCACACACAGUGUGUUUUGUAACGUCGACAGGUAAUAACGUACGAGAGAUGUUGUGAGCGAGUUAUUUUCGUGCGACAAACUUGUCUUGUGUUAUUUUCGAGAGAAACGUUGUUUUCUUUAUCGAUUUUCACUUUGUCCACUCGUAGUAGUGCAAUAAAUUUGCGUCGUACUGGUAAAACUGGGACGCAAACUUGA
Nasonia vitripennis (jewel wasp) is the source of this 1882-nucleotide messenger RNA. RefSeq lists its product as uncharacterized. The coding region runs from base 354 to 1409 and encodes 351 amino acids. The transcript has 9 exons. NCBI's taxonomy places the organism in Eukaryota, Metazoa, Arthropoda, Insecta, Hymenoptera, Pteromalidae. The record is from RefSeq and is a predicted model, not a curated record.